Messenger RNA from Linum trigynum, 1395 nucleotides. The record is from the annotation of a GenBank genome assembly. Lineage: Eukaryota; Viridiplantae; Streptophyta; Magnoliopsida; Malpighiales; Linaceae.
GACCUCGUUAAGUUGAGUUGUUGAGAGAAAGUUAAUUAUGAAUCGUAUAUAUACAAGGUACGGGAAGAUAUUCAAGACGAGCGUGGCGGGGAGGGCGGUGGUGAUGUCGGCGGACCCGGAUUUCAACCACUUCAUACUCCAACAGGAAGGCAAGCUGGUGGAGCUGUGGUACAUGGAUUCCUUCGCCGAGCUCGUCGGCCAGCGCGGCCCGCUGAAGGAAGUCGCCACCGCCGGGAGCCUGCACAAGAACCUGAAGAAGCUCAUUCAGGAGCACAUUGGCAUCGAGAGCUUGAAGGGAGACCUGUUGGGCUUCAUGGAUCGGGUCGUGAAUCGGACUCUGGACUCGUGGACGACGGGACGCGUGGAAGUCAGAUCUGCCACCGCCAAGGUAGCUAUAGCACUGUAUAUUUUUAUUAUUUAAUGCUAAGUAUGACUUGAACUUCAAGUGUUUUGGUUGAACAUGUAAAUAAUCUUUUUUUUAAAAAAAAAAUAUACACAGCUGUUUUAAAAUUUUCAAAUCGAAAAGAAAGGUUUUUAUUUAUGAUGAAACUGAAAAUAAAAAAAAAUUCAUCUUAAUUGUAUUGCUCAACGUUCAAAUUAUAAUGAAAUUUUUACACCAUAAUGAUCACAUAUUCUUAAAAAUUUCAAAUGAAAACAUUAGCUAAAAAAAAAAAAAAAAUAUUGGCGAAACGAGGCUAGCCUAGUUGGUGCAUCGUCUUAGGUAAGGUCCUGAAUUCAAGCCCCGACGGCAACGAUUAUUUUUGGAGUAUCACCUGUCAAUAAUAAUAAAAAGUAUAGUGGUGCCGCCACAAGGUAGGUCGUCCCGUGAGGUCCUGGAUAGGGAUGAAAAAUAAUCAGGCCUGAGGCGGAUAUUGCAUAUCCAUUACCUUAUUCAAAGUAGUUCGGGUAUCUAUACCCACAUAAGAAAUGGGUAGAAAAUCAAAACCAUGUCCAUACCCGUUCGGGGUUUUGGGUAUCCACACAUUACAUAAGAGGAAAAAUACAACAAUAAUUCACUAGAAUGAAGAAAAUCAAUUAAAACAACAAAAUUUCAUGAAAAUAUUAUAUUUAUAAGCUAAAUAUAAAAUAUGUUAGAGCAAAAUAUUGAUUACUUCUAGACAAAAUACAUAUGCAUUUGUAUAAUCGAGCGGGUUCGGAUUGGAUAGUGAGAAAACCAUGCACACCCAUUGCUCGCAAUAUUCGGGUUAGGGUUUUACCCAUACUCACUAAAAGUCCUUCGAGUUCGAGUUUUACCCUACCCAAUUAAAUCGAAUUCAAACGGAUAUUCACGAUUACGAAUAUUUUUACCAUCUAUUUAAUGCCCCCUCAUUCCCAGAUGCUGCGGUGGGCAUAACAGAAAUUGCCAGAUUUAGUGCAUAAAAUUGCAGGCCUCAG